Oppiella nova is the source of this 814-nucleotide messenger RNA. The record is from the annotation of a GenBank genome assembly. NCBI's taxonomy places the organism in Eukaryota, Metazoa, Arthropoda, Arachnida, Sarcoptiformes, Oppiidae.
GAAUUCCCGGCGAUGAGACAACUGGCCAUCAAAUCGGGCGAUGCAUUCAUUCUUGUAUUCUCUGUGGACGACAGCGAGUCCUUCGAAGAGGUCCGACGGCUCCGGGAACUCAUACUUGAGCUCAAGAGCCAAGACAACAACGAUAACCACAACCAGAUCCCGAUCCCCAUCUGCGUCGUCGGCAAUAAAAACGAUUUAUUAGACGAUCGACGAGUCAUUAGAAAGGAAGUGGCGGAAAGUGUGAUAUGUCUGGACUGGGAGAACGGGUACGUCGAGUGUUCGGCCAAAAGCAACACAAAUGUAGUGAAAAUAUUUCAGGAGCUAAUGAUCCAGACUAAAGUGCCUUACGAUGUCGGACCCGCCAUAGCUAAUGGAAAGCCCCGGAGAAGCUCAUUACCCGAGUGUCCCACCAGUCCCGUCAACAAAGACAAGGGAAUGCCUAAACGAAACAGUUGUGCCGUUUCAUAGACAUACACAACUCGGUGGACAGGGAUGUCAGCGAUGUUUACGACGAUAUAUGGAUAGGUAUAGAGAGAUAGAGGGAUGACGUGACGACAUACCCAUACAUUACAAUCUCUCUCUCAUUGUCUAACCAUUGAAUUAGAAAAAGCAUUUAGUUUUUAGUAUUCAUUUGUAUAGCGAUUAUAAUUGAUCUAGGCAGUUUACCCAUACAAUGGCUAACAUACGAGUAAACAUAAAAAACUCUUACAAAGAAGUCUCAUGAUUUAUUUAUUUUUUCAUUUACUACCAUGCUUACAAUCCAUUUGUGUGACAUAGAUACCAAAAUGUACUUGUUCAUUUACUAAAAUACGAC